UGAUCUUCUAUAUGUUGUGUGCAUUUAUUUAAGUGGCAUGCAUAUGACAGGAUAGUACCCUACCCGGCCACGGGCCGCAUUAUCAUUGAUCAUGAAAGCCUUUAGCUUCCGAAGCCUCACUACAUCUGUGGUGAUAAUGGUUGCACUUCUUGUUUGGUCUUCCUCGACCAGCUGCCAUGGAAGAAGACAUUGGAGGGCAACAAGAGGUGCCACCUCACCAACUCUCUACAAAGAUAUUGGCGGCGGCAAGCACCAACACGGCAAUGCCGCCGGAAAACCCAAGCACAAACCCUACGCACCUCCCCCGCCUUCGCCUACGCCACCGCCUCCACCGUCUAGUGACGACAAUGACAGCUCGGUUUUCAAUGUGUUGGACUUUGGAGCAAAGGGUGACGGAGAGACAGAUGAUACUAAGGCAUUUCAAGCUACAUGGGGUGCAGCUUGUAAGGUGGAAGCAUCAACAGUUAUGGUGCCUUCGGAACAUGUGUUCCUAGUGGGGCCCACUUCAUUCUCCGGACCUUACUGCCAACACAACAUUGUUUUCCAGCUUGAUGGCACAAUCAUAGCUCCAACAGACUCAAAGGCUUGGGGUUCAGGUCUUUUCCAAUGGCUUCAAUUCACAAAGCUGGUGGGACUUACAAUCAAAGGUAGUGGAACAAUAGACGGAAGUGGCUCCGUGUGGUGGCAGAAUCGCCCACUCGAUGAUCUGAGAGACCAUGAAAUGAAACUAAAUCCGGAGGAAAAAGGCUCACUUGGGGGGGAAAUGCCAACCUUAAAGCCAACGGCGCUUCGGUUCUAUGGGAGUUUCAAUGUGACAGUGACAGGUAUAACAAUUCAAAAUAGCCCUCAAUGCCACCUCAAAUUUGAUGACUGUGCAGGGGUAUAUGUGUACAAUUUUACUGCCUCAUCGCCUGGAGAUAGCCCCAACACAGAUGGAAUCCAUCUUCAGAACUCAAAGGAUGUUCUUGUCCAUAGCAGUAACCUUGCUUGCGGUGACGAUUGUGUUUCAAUUCAAACUGGAUGCACAAAUGUAUUCAUACACGAUGUAUAUUGUGGUCCGGGGCACGGAAUCAGCAUUGGAGGAUUAGGAAGAGACAACACAAAAGCUUGUGUCUCAAAUAUCACAGUGCGUGACAUUAUUAUGCGUAACACCAUGAAUGGUGUAAGGAUAAAAACAUGGCAGGGUGGGAUAGGUUCGGUGAAAGGCAUUCGAUUUUCGAACAUUCAAGUUGAUGAGGUUGAAGUGCCAAUAAUAAUUGACCAAUUCUAUUGUGACAAAAGAGCAUGCAAGAAUCAGACAAGUGCAGUAGCUGUAUCGGGAAUCCACUACGAGAACAUCAUAGGGACAUACACAGUGAAACCAAUCCAUUUUGCAUGCAGUGACAACACGCCGUGUUUGGAUGUGACCUUAGAUAGGAUCAAACUACAACCACUACAAGAGCGCUACCGAAUGUAUGACCCAUACUGUUGGCAGACAUUUGGAGAGUUGUACUCUCCUGCUUCCCCUCCCGUUCAAUGUUUACAAGUUCAUAAGCCAUCUAGCAGCGUGGAUCACAAUCAAUGUUGAAUCAUUAUUAAUUUGUGAGGUCGGCGUGGUUUUUCCAACCCCCCUUCACACCAUUAGUUAAUUAGUCAUGUAAUCUAGGAAUUAAUUUGAUUAGUGGCAAUAUUAGAUUAUACAAAAAAAAAAACUUUGUUCAAUUACUAGGGCUUUGUUCGAGUUAGAACAUGCAUGUGUCAUAAUGUAUAAAUAAAGUUUGGAAUACAAC
This is a messenger RNA of Cuscuta epithymum, 1769 nucleotides long. The record is from the annotation of a GenBank genome assembly. Lineage: Eukaryota; Viridiplantae; Streptophyta; Magnoliopsida; Solanales; Convolvulaceae.